Molecule: messenger RNA, 2080 nt
Organism: Rana temporaria (common frog)
Lineage: Eukaryota; Metazoa; Chordata; Amphibia; Anura; Ranidae
Product: L-threonine 3-dehydrogenase, mitochondrial-like
Exons: 9
Coding region: 131-1249 (372 amino acids)
Biological process (GO): L-threonine catabolic process
Molecular function (GO): L-threonine 3-dehydrogenase activity
Source: RefSeq, a predicted model, not a curated record
CUCCUCUAUGGUCUGAUGCUGAACUCCUGAUUGGUUGAUGGCUGCUGAUGGUAACAAAGUUGAUUCUACAAGUAAUGCAUUGUAGCCGUGUUGGAGGACUUGCAACAUUACAAUUCCUGUCACAGACAACAUGCCGGUCAUGAGGACGUUAACACGCGCAGUGAAGCAUGUGCUGCAGAGCCCUGCAUGUGGCUGUCAGACCGUCACCUCUGUGCGUUUCAUCGGCUUCUCACCACGUCAGGUGCCAUCUGAUGCCAGCUUCCAUUCGGUAUCCUUCUCUGAAGCCGACCAUCCUCGGGUGCUAAUCACUGGGGGAUUGGGUCAGCUGGGUGUCGGGCUGGCAGCACUGCUUAGGAAAAGGUUCGGGAAAAACAACGUGAUCCUCUCAGAUAUCCGUAAACCUCCAGAUAGCGUCUUCUAUAGCGGACCUUUCAUUUACUCUGAUAUUUUGGACUACAAAAACCUCCGUGAAAUUGUGGUGAAUAAUCGCAUCACCUGGUUAAUACACUACAGCGCGCUGCUCAGUGCGGUCGGCGAGGCGAAUGUCGCUUUGGCCAGAUCAGUCAAUAUAACUGGUUUACAUAAUAUUCUGGAUAUUGCGGCUGAACACGGGUUACGGCUGUUUGUCCCCAGCACAAUUGGAGCGUUCGGUCCAACCUCGCCCAGAAACCCGACUCCGGAUUUGUGCAUACAGAGGCCGAGGACAAUCUAUGGGGUGUCUAAAGUCCAUGCAGAGCUAAUGGGAGAGUAUUAUAACUACCGGUAUGGACUGGACUUCCGAUGCCUCCGAUACCCAGGGAUCAUUUCUGCAGAUUCCCAGCCAGGAGGAGGAACAACAGAUUACGCCGUCCAGAUCUUCCAUGAUGCCAUUAAAACCGGAAGGUUUGUCUGCAACUUGAAACCAAAUACUCGCUUGCCCAUGAUGUACAUCGACGACUGUCUGAGGGCCACGGUGGAGGUGCUCCAGGCCCCCUCAGAGUCCCUCACCAUGAGGACGUACAACAUCAAUGCAAUGAGCUUCAGCCCCGAGGAGCUGACACAAGAGGUGCAGAAACAUCUACCCGAGCUGGAAGUUGUGUACAGUGUGGACGCGGUACGACAAGCCAUCGCGGACAGCUGGCCGAUGAACUUCGAUGACGAUAACGCUCGCAAGGACUGGGGCUGGAAACAUGAAUACGAUCUGCCUGAACUGGUAACGACAAUGCUUGGAUACUUGAACAGCGAGCGCCUGGCCGUGCAAGCCAACUGAGACCAAUUUCAAUGACCACCAACCCCCAUGUCAUGUCACAGUGUACAAUGGCCGCAUGUCCUGGAUGGGAAACUUGAUCAGCACCCACCGCAAGUCCACCCAAUUGCUGCCAUCGCAUAUCUAUUGUAUGUAUAUGUGUGUGGACAUUACUUUUAUUUUUUUUUUAAUUGGUUAGGAGUGGCAUGAUGUGAAUCCAUGGAACAUUACUUGAAAUCUUCUAUUUUCAGGGUCAGUACAGCAGUAGUCAUCCUGCUUCUUUUUACAAUGAUAAAAGCUGAACUCCUGCCCAUCAGUCUUGCGCGGUUGUAGCGGCUCCUCUCCGGUACUGAAAUGGCUUACUCCGAUUUCACUGCACACCGUGAGCUUUUCGCAAUGUGCAUUAGAAGCUGCAGCAAGUCAGAUGGAGCCCCGCCCAUCAGUUCCUGGAUGGGCCUAAAGCCCACCCCUUCCGUUUUUUAUUAAUAUUGGUUUAUUUUUUUUCCCCCCAUCAUGGAGGCUCAGCAAAGGAAGUUUGCAUGCAAAUACAGUGGCCGCUCCUCCCAGGCUGACACCUACCCAGCAAGGUAUUUUAAUCUUUGCAUAACUCCUCCCAAGAUCCAGCCCACUGCUUGCAUCAGGACUGAGCGGACUAUAGAGGCAGGGUGCUGCACCUUGCGAGCUCCUCCCACCAGGCAUGACCUGCCUGUAUUGCAUAGACGAGUACAAACACCUAGUAAUGGCAUCACUGGGUGUAAAAUGAUGUAAAAUUAUGGCUUUUUUUUUAAUUAAAAUGUUGACGAGGGGGGGAACUGGGUAAGGCUUUACAAGCUUUAAAGUGGACCUGUACUCAGU